Molecule: messenger RNA, 1065 nt
Organism: Cucurbitaria berberidis CBS 394.84
Lineage: Eukaryota; Fungi; Ascomycota; Dothideomycetes; Pleosporales; Cucurbitariaceae
Exons: 1
Coding region: 432-731 (99 amino acids)
Source: RefSeq, a predicted model, not a curated record
CGUACACACCCGCUGGCUCCAACCUACAUGAGGAACGCACCUUGCGUGAAUCUAGACUAUCUCCAAAGCCUGGGAAGAUAGGGACAUGCCUAGUAGGUAGCUCCCGACGUACUGGAGACACACCAGAUCGUGUCUUAUUAGUAGGCUUUCACCCUCGUCUCCCCAGCCAAGAACCACUCUUCAUCUCCCGCUGCAGGGUGAUGGGAUUUGCUGACGCCCAGAAACAUAACAGUAAGCCCGACCCUUAUCACAGACAGUAGGAUUCUGUCAUCCAUGGCCGCCCGCUCUCUGUCCGUCCAAUUCAGGGAGUAUACCAGGGCUACUAUUGGUCUCUCCACCUGACUCUGCAGCUAUUCUGCGCACUGCUCGUCUUACCCUGUGGCUGCAGAUGAACCUCUCGCUUGGUGGAAUAAACACAGAGCAUCGGUACGAUGGAUGGAGGACAGGGACUCUUAUCAGUACCAGACCCACUAGCUGCACCCGAUUCGGAAGCCUUGCGCGCUCCACAGCCUGAGUUGCGGGAUGAACAAGAAGGGCCUUUAAAAAUAAUAAUUCAAUUUAUACUACUCCAUGUCGCACAGCAGUUGCCAGUCUAUUCAGCCUUUUCAACCCUCUCGUUCCUUUUCUUCGCGUCCUACCUACUUCAUUAUUUGCAGCACUCGCCCGUCUCUUUUGGACGCGUCCACGAGCGCCACAGUCACACAAUCCUUUCAGCUGCGCAGACAGCCUAAUAUACAAACUUCCUCGAGCGGACUACGACCACUCUCCCUUCGAUUUCAAACGGCUUCUCUAUGCUUAUUACUGCCUUGCCUAAUUCCGACUAUUCCGCCGCCUGGUUCAGUCAUUGUUCUUAGUCAACAACUCAAGUUUAUCGUUGCUAUCCUGCAACUUGGGCCACCAAUACCAGGCUAGACACUACUCAUUCGUUCCGGCGCUCCCCUUGAGCAGACAUGUCAGCAAGAGGGGCUCGAAGUCGGAAGAUACAACAGAAAGAUAUCGAGAAAAAGGACAAAAAAUCUACAGGGAAAGGAAAGGCUCCGGAAGCGAUCAACGAACAGUCCCACG